Messenger RNA from Bursaphelenchus okinawaensis, 2176 nucleotides. NCBI's taxonomy places the organism in Eukaryota, Metazoa, Nematoda, Chromadorea, Rhabditida, Aphelenchoididae. The record is from the annotation of a GenBank genome assembly.
AUGGGAAAAGGCUCAAAGCGAUCAAAAUUCUCGAGAACGUCUUCGGUAUUCAAUCAUGAAAAGUAAGUCUUUUUAUUCAUUUUUAAGCCUAACGUUUCAUUUUUAAGUCCUAGAGUUCACCUUAAGCCUAAAUCUGUAUUUCUAAGCCUGAAUUUUCAUUUUAAGCCUAAACUUUAUUUCAACUUUAAAUUUUCAUCUCUAAGCCUAAAUGUUUAUUUAUAAGCCUAAAGUUUCAUUUUAAGCUUAAAUUUUUAUUUUAAACCUAGCUUUUCUUUUUUAAACCUAAAGCUUCUUUUCUAAAUCCUAAAGUUCAAUUUAAAACUAAUUUUUCAUUUCUAAACUUAAACUUUAUACCAAGUUUAAAUUUUCAUUUUUAACCUUAAAAUUUCAUUUUAAUGUCUAUAAUUUCAUUUUAAGCCUAGAUUUUCUUUUUAAGCCUAAGUUUUCAUUUCUAAACUUGAAUUUUCAUUUUAAGCCUAGAUUUUCUUUUUUAAGCCUAAAGCUUCAUUUUUAAGCCUAAACUUCAUUUGAAGUUUAAAUUUUAAUUUCUAAGCUUAGGGUUUCAUUUUAAAGCCUAUAAUUUUAUUAUGAAGCCUAAAAGUUUAAAUUGAAUUGUUAAAAUUGAUGUCCUAGUUCAAGACCUAAAGUUCAUUUUAAGCCUAACUUUUUAAACUAAAUUAUAAAAAUUGCAUUGCUAAGGUGAAUAUUCCAUUUUUAAGCCUAAUUUUAAGCCCAAACAUAGUUUUUUCAAUUUUUUACUAAUGCCAUUUCUUAGUUCAUCCGGUCGUCCAACUCUACUUCGUGUCGUCUACACGUACUACGUGGCCUUAUUGUUGAUCAUUGGUGCAAGCCUGAUCUUUGUUUCUUAUGCUGGCUUCCUAGCCCUUCAUGGCAUAUCAGUAGUGGCAAUUCAGUUGUUCUACCUGAUUCCUGGAUACUGGGGAAUCUUGCACGAUCUCAUGGGCUUCAGAACAAUCUUUUUCAUUUUGCAAGGUGGACUAUGUAUCCCUGACAUUGCUUGGAGUAUCGUGGCAUUUGUCCAACUCAACUUUGCUAUUGGUACUGCGCUGUGUCUUUGUGGCCUUGUUCAGGUACGUGUUCUUUACCCUACCCUUCAGUUCUGAUUAUCAUUGCCCUACCCCUGCUUCUCAAGCGCUGGCAGUGCCUUACUCUAAAUCUAUCCUAUCUUUACCUAAUGUACAUUACUUUCAAUUUUUAGGCAUUUUUCUUUCUCGUCGCGUACUUUAACCCAUACAUUUUGUGGCCCAAAUUCCUCAACAAACUGUUGAUUAGUUCAUUAAACAAGCAAGAAGACAAAGACAAGGAGACACGUGCUAGUACAAGUAGUGCCACUUUGAACACCAACAAUUGGGUAGAAACCGAGUUUUCGGUGAAUUACAACGAGGAUGUUCCAAGUAAAUUCAUUUAAUUGAUGUUUUUGUUUAAAAAACGUGUUUUAUGACUAAAGUUUUAAAUUUUUGUUUAAUGCUCGUUUUUAGGCUUAAAAUUUGAUUUUUGUGCUUAAAAGUUCGUUUUUGCGCCCUACCUUUUACAUUAAAGCUUAAAGUUUUUUUAAGUCUAAAGACUUACUUUUAGCCUAAAAUACAAUUUUAAGUUAGCUUCAUUUUUAAGCCUAAAGUUUUAUUUUUAAUUCUGAAGGUUUUUUUAAGCGUAAAAUAUUAUGUUUAAGCAAAAAAUUUUAGUUUUAAGCCUAAAGUUUUAUUUAAAAAGUUCAGUAUUAGCUAGCAAUUUUACUUAGAAGCCUAAAUUUUCAUUUUUACGCUGAAACUUUCAUUUUUAUCCUUAAACUUUAAUUUAAAACAUAACCAUUCAUAUUAAAGCCGUUUUAAACCCAAAAUUUUAUUAUAAGUUUCAUUAAGCCUAAAAUUCUGUUUUUAAACCAAAAAUUCCGCUUCUUAACCAAAAUUUCAUUUUUAAGCCUAAUCUCUUCUUGAUUUUACUAGUUUUUUCUUUAGGCUGCCAAUUCCAAGACGUCAGUGUCGAAAUGGGCCAAAGACACCGCUCCAGCACUGACGAACCUGACUUUCCCCAAACGAUACUUUUAAAUCAGGAUGGCCAGCAACAAGUCCAAUACAUGAAACCGGCUUCCAUUUCCCAAGAAAACGAUGCCAAAAGUAUGCGACCAAGAAUCGACAGCAAUAGCACAAUAUCCUGA